This is a messenger RNA of Prunus mume (Japanese apricot), 507 nucleotides long. NCBI's taxonomy places the organism in Eukaryota, Viridiplantae, Streptophyta, Magnoliopsida, Rosales, Rosaceae. The record is from RefSeq and is a predicted model, not a curated record.
AGGGUUAGGGUCAGUUCUUCGAUUUGGGGCGACAAUGAUGUACCCUGAUCCUCAACAGCAACACCACCAACAGCAGCAUCAGCAUCAGCAGCAUCAGCAGCAAGGUGGAGAAUUUCACAGGGGCCCCCCGCCGCAGGCGCCAAUGAUGCGUCAGCCGUCGGCCUCUUCAACUAAUAUGGCCCCAGAGUAUCACCACCCAUCUGGCCCCGCUCCUCCUCUUCCUCCUUACGAUGCUCAUCCUGACGGUUUUGCUGCAAAAAGGAUGAGAAAGCUUACCCAGAGGAGAGCAGUUGAUUACACUAGCACUGUGGUGCGAUAUAUGCAGAUUCGAAUGUGGCAGCGUGAUGCAAGGGAUAGGACAGUAUUGCAACCUACACCAGCAGCAGCAAUUGAUUUUGCCCUUUUGGUGUAGAUGUUGCCGACAGUUGCCUAUUCAGAUAAUCCCUCCACUAGUUUUGCUGCAAAGUUUGUACAUACGUCCUUAAACAAAAAUCGUUGUUCGAUUAA